Cyclopterus lumpus (lumpfish) is the source of this 2587-nucleotide messenger RNA. Its product is annotated as ectonucleoside triphosphate diphosphohydrolase 2. The transcript has 9 exons. Lineage: Eukaryota; Metazoa; Chordata; Actinopteri; Perciformes; Cyclopteridae. Gene Ontology annotation, cellular component: plasma membrane. The coding region runs from base 427 to 1941 and encodes 504 amino acids. Gene Ontology annotation, molecular function: UDP phosphatase activity; GDP phosphatase activity. Gene Ontology annotation, biological process: nucleoside diphosphate catabolic process. The record is from RefSeq and is a predicted model, not a curated record.
UCUCUCUAAAGAAAACAAGGAAGUGAGUAGGCUGACACCCUGUAGCUCCAACCCAAGUCACCGGUGAAUGUGAAUGAGGGUGAAACACAUUUUUCCCCCAUGGCACCGGUAGCCGUGGAGCUGCUGAGGAGGAGACGGUUCCGGGACCUUGGCAGCGCCGCAGGAGCAUAAAUCCAGGUCCUACUUUGCCAUCUCAAGUGAAAUGUAAAGCAGGAGGCCCCGCAGCAGGUGAAGCGAGAGGGGCGGGCAACGGGCCAACGGGACGCCAUCACACACAUCUCCGGCUUGGCGGCUGGGACGUCGACGCUCCAGAUAUCCAGCGGGCACAGAGAGAGAGAGACUGAGAGAGAGAGCCUGAGCGAAAGAGAGAGAGAGAGAGACUGAGCGAAAGAGAGAGAGAGAGAGAGGGAGAGCUGCCUCCGCGUCAUGGCUCUGCGCUGCGCUCACCCGCUGGUCCUCAUCGCGCUGCUGCUGUUCGGACUUGUUGCCCUGCUGCUCCUGACGAUCCCCACCGAGGACGUUCGGGAGGCGCCGGGGUUCAUGUACGGGAUCGUCUUGGAUGCGGGAUCCUCGCACACAGCUCUGUACAUAUACAAGUGGCCAGGAGACAAGCAAAAUGGCACCGGCGUGGUCACCCAGCACAGCGAAUGUCACGUUAGCGGCGGAGGGAUCUCCAGCUAUGCGGGCCAACAGGGAGCAGCAGGCCAGAGUCUCGAGGCGUGUCUGGACCAGGCAAUGAAGGACAUCCCCAAAGAAAGACAUCAGUUCACACCUGUGUACCUGGGAGCCACAGCUGGCAUGAGGCUUCUGGACAUGUCAAGCCCAGAGCUGUCGGCUCAGAUUCUACAGGAAGUGGGCCUCAAGAUCCAGUCCUACCCUUUCAGCUUCCAGGGGGCGUCCGUACUGAGCGGUCACAGCGAGGGGGCGUACGGCUGGAUCACCGUCAACUACCUCUUGGAGAACUUCAUCAAGUAUGGUUUCGUGGGGCGCUGGCUCAGCCCCGGCAGGCCCACAGUGGGAGCGCUUGAUUUCGGCGGGGCGUCCACCCAGAUAACAUUUGCGACGGAGGAAGUGGAGAACGAGCGCGACGUGACGAAGCUGCGCCUGUACGACCAGGAGUACUCCCUGUACACGCACAGCUUCCUGUGCUACGGGCAGGACCAGGUCCUCAAGAGGCUGCUGGCUCACAUAGUGAAGUCUCAGGGUUACUCUGGAUCAGUCACUCACCCCUGCUAUCCUGCAGGCCACAACAGAACUUUAGAGUUGAACAGUGUAUUUGACUCUCCGUGUACCGCGGAGUACAAACCCAGCUCCCCCGACUCCCAGGCUUCUCUGACGAUACACGGCAGCGGACAUUACGAACAGUGUCUGAGCAACGUGUCCCAGAUCUUCUCCUUCGAGCACUGCCCGUACUCCCAGUGCUCCUUCAAUGGAGUCUUCCAGCCAAAUGUCACCGGAAGCUUCAUGGCGUUCUCUGCAUUCUACUACAUUCACGCCUUCCUGCAGCGAACCACCAGCAUCACCGCCAGCACUCCGUCACAGCUGGAGGAGGCAUCCAAAGCUGUGUGCAGGAUGACCUUCAAAGAAAUGCUGCUUCUUGCGCCGGAGCAAUCGUCUCGCCUGCAGGACUACUGCGCCAUCUCUGUGUUCGUUAAUAUUCUCAUGUUGAGAGGAUACGGCUUCGAUGAGAUGUCGUUCCCACGCAUCUCCUUCCAGAAGAAGGCAGGGGACACCUCGGUGGGUUGGGCUCUGGGCUACAUGCUCAGGCUGAGCAGUUUGCUGCCGGCAGAGACGGAGGGGCUGAGGAAGGCCCUGACCCCGGCGGCGUGGGGAACGCUCAUCUUUCUCUUCAUCCUCCUGCUCGCCGCGGUCCUGGUCCUCAUCUUACUCCAGGCUCGUGGCGGGAAGAAGAAGAAAAGAGGCGGUGAAAGCCCCAUCUAGACACUGCACCACCGUCCAGAGCCGCUAGACGGGAAAACAGGAUGUUGCUGGUGUUGUGUCCGUUACGGCACAACGUUGGCUCGUUGCGACGCUAAAGAGCUGAAUUGGAACUUUAUUUAAAAAAGGUCCAGUGUGUCGCAUUGCAGAAGUGGACUAUAAUAUACGUAACUAUGUCUUCGUUAGUAUAUAAUCACCUGAAACUAAGAAUAGUUUUCCUUACCUUAGAAUGAGCCUUUCCAUAUGGAACUGUACAUAUUUUCAUACACAUGUUCUCCAAGGCAUGAAACCUGCACUGCGUUUUCACUGACUGCAAAGUAUUUGACGACAGUUGUAUCAUUAGAAUCACUUUUGAGUGGGACUGCAUAAAAAGAACACCAGCUUUAACGUCAGUCUUUUUGUAUGUCAUUUCAAAUCCAUUGUACUGCGUACAAAGCCAACACAAUGGAAACAUGCCACUGACCCAAUCCUGUCUCUGAUUGGCUGUCGGUUAAAGAAUGCAGCACACUGGCACUACAGGGGAGGUUGUCUGAAUGUCAUAAGUACAACCAACUUUUGAUUGUAUGGAAUGUAAAAAAGCUCCAGCGUUUUUGUGACUGUACUCUGAGGCACUAUGGCCGUAAAAUAAAGCACACUGGAGAUAACUACC